Molecule: messenger RNA, 3217 nt
Organism: Bemisia tabaci
Lineage: Eukaryota; Metazoa; Arthropoda; Insecta; Hemiptera; Aleyrodidae
Gene: O-fut1
Product: O-fucosyltransferase 1
Biological process (GO): protein O-linked glycosylation via fucose; Notch signaling pathway
Molecular function (GO): peptide-O-fucosyltransferase activity
Source: RefSeq, a predicted model, not a curated record
AUCUGCUGCCGAAUAAGUAUCAACAUGCAGGCUAAAUAUUUAUCAAUCAAUGAUGAUUGAUUCAUGAUUUUCUUAAUUUUGUUUCAAUAUGUAAUGACUGUGUAGGAUUGCAACGUGAUUUCCUGUCACUUUGGCAACGUUUAAUUUCCGGCCAAUUGUCUGAUAACAUGCGAUUGUUGUUGUGGUUAUUGUGCUUUUUCGAACUUCCAUGCCGGUUCCUGAAUUUUCAUAUGGAUUUACCAAUUUAGUUUCCAAGUAUUAUUAUUAUAAGUAUUCAACAAGUCUUGGAAAAUUAAACUGUGGAUUGCCGGCUUAGCUUGUGCCUCUUCGUUGUAUUAAUGUAUAAGUUUGCACGACCAAUUCCUCCAUCAAGUGAGCAGCCCGAUUUUCACGUGUUUUUCUCAUUUUUCUAAUUCGUGAAACAGAUGAGCAGAAAAUGGUGACUAUUUCAGCUUCAGCCAGAUACUGCAAGACUAUUGUCUUCUUUCUGAUCAUCAGGCUGAGUACGGCCUCCAAUGUUACCAUCGAUGAAAACGGCUACCUGAUGUACUGUCCUUGCAUGGGAAGGUUCGGCAAUCAAGCAGACCAUUUUCUUGGAGCACUUGGUUUUGCCAAAGGCAUCAAUCGAACCCUGGUGUUACCCCCUUGGGUUGAAUAUCGUUAUGGAGAGUCUCGAUCUAUACAAGUGCCAUUUGACACAUACUUUAAAGUCGAUGCAUUAUCGGAGUUUCACAGGGUGAUUCUGAUGGAAGAAUUUAUGAAGAGUCUUGCCCCAACCAUUUGGCCGCCAGAAAAACGAAUUUCUUUCUGUUACCAACCACGAGGUGAAACGUCCUGCGAUGCCAAAGAUGGAAAUCCAUUCGGUCCGUUCUGGGACACAUUCAAUAUUGAUUUUGUAGGCUCUGAAUUUUAUGGCCCUCUUCACUAUGACGUGUACCACUCACCUGACACGGUUGAAAAAUGGAAAAACAAGUAUGAUGGCGUUGUAUGGCCAGUGAUUGCUUUUACCGGUGCACCAGCAAGUUUUCCUGUGCAAGAAGAAAAUCGUAGACUCCAUAAAUAUCUAAAAUGGAGUGAAACAAUCGAUAGAAAAGCUACAAACUUUAUCAAGAAUUCUUUACCAAAAGGCGGUUUCAUAGGACUUCACUUGCGAAAUGGUAUCGAUUGGGUACGUGCUUGUGAACAUAUCCCUCAAAGUCCAAUGUUGUUUGCUGCAGCCCAGUGCCUAGGUUAUCGAGGCCAGUAUGGACCUGCAACAAAAGAAAUGUGUUUACCCAGUAAAGACAUUAUCAUAAAACAACUAAAGCGCGUCUAUCGUACUAUGAAAGAUGUUGCCUCUAUUUUUGUAUCGUCUGAUAGUAAUCAUAUGAUUGAAGACCUUAAGACUGCCUUCAAGAGUACGAAUUUAACUUUUGCAAAGCUAGAUCAUAACAAUCCUCAUCUGGAUCUAGCAAUUUUAGGUAGAUCAAAUCAGUUCAUUGGUAACUGCAUUUCAUCGUUCACAGCUUUUGUCAAGCGAGAAAGAGAUGCUAGAGGCUUUCCGUCAUCAUUUUGGGCCUUUCCUCCAGAUAGAUUAAAAUCAACCACACAUGAUGAACUAUGAAAUUCUCUCGGUUUCCAGUAACAUAGUGUCUUAGUUGUGACUGCUCAAGCUUCAUUGUUCCUUCAAACAUUUCGCACUGACUUUUCUUGCACUACGCCCCUCAGAAUACUCAGCAAAAAGAGUAGACAAGAAUUUUUUUUUUUGCAUUGAUCUCGUAAGUCUUUCUGAUAUUCAUUUGUUUUUUGUAUGUGCCCACUGCCCAAUGUACUUUUUGGCCAUGUAUUUGAACCAGGAACAAAAGUUAUGCUAUUGUGCACUUGUAAUCAUAAGAACUCCCCGGACCAUGAUAAUGUUCAGGGCUGAACAGGGUCAUCUGAGGUGCAGAUGACAUAAGAGGCUCUUUGAUGAAUCAAAUGAAGCUCUCAUGUUACAAUGCAUAUGACUCCGGAGUAAGGAUUCGGAAUGCUAAGGUAAAACCACAAAAAUCACGAUAAAAAGAUAUCCCUACAAUUAUCCAGUUGUAUCAAUAAUGAAAAAGGAAGGAAAGUACUCAGGACCACAUUUUCUACUAAGCCAGUCAAGCCCUGGCAGUGGUUCUUGCCAAGGUAAGGGAAAGUAAGGUAUGGUCUUAGUUCUUACAAUGAAGCCAAAAUCAACAAAACGUUCAUUCGCAUUGGUUUAUUUUCUGUCUUGGCAGAAAGCUCAAAUAUUUUUCAAUUUUCGAUUUUCAUUGGUCUGCGUUUUCACAUGGGCCAAACUUCUUGCCAAGACUGAAGCAAAACCAAAGCAACUUUGUGUUUUGUUGAAUGCGGUAAGAGUAUAGGUUAGUUUCAUUCACCUUGGUUCUUGUCAGUCUGUUUCCAAUUCCUUGUCUACAAAUCUGUGGUGUAUUUUUCUCAAUCAGUUCCUCAAUAAGCGAAUUUUAUUUAGAGGUACGAUACUACUUUUGUGCCUGAACUGCCGAGCUGCUAUUCCAUUUGAGUUCGGAACUUCUGAUUUGGUGACGAACGAAUCGCAACGUUGGUGCGUGAUUUUGGUACCACCUCGUGAGGUGGUUCUAAAAAAGGUUCGACCUACAAAAACCAACGGAUUUGAUUGGUCGAAUCUGGUAACAACAGUGACCAUUGGUGUUGGUGAUUGAUGAGACAAACCAGAACAGAACUUCCCAAAGAGGUUCAGAACUUUAAAUAAAAUUCGUUUAAUCAGGUACUUUUUUUUGUGCAUAAAAUAUUUUCCAAUGAGCAAUCCAGGAAGGAUCGCAAUUCAAAGUUGUACAUCCCAUAAAUUUGUUGUCAGUAUUUUGUAUUAUGAUGCUAUGCUCAAGACCAGUAUUUUUUAAUGUUUGAAUAUGCACAACAAAGGAGCAGGUCUAAUAUACUUAACUUCAGCAUGGCAUAAUUCAUGAAAGACCUUUAUGUGGAAACUCCUUUAAAUUUUUAAAACAUUAAACAUUUUCUUUAAUUGCCUUCAAGUAUUACUAGUUUGAUUUUUCUAUCAAAGAAAAUUAAAAUGAUGAAUGUUUUUAUUUUUUUAUGCUUUUUGACUUUUUAUGUUUUCAUUCUCUUUGUCCAUUUCACGAGACCAUUUGUAAAUUUCCAUGCAACCAUAAUUUAUGUGAUAUUUCAUUUUAUUAUACUCAAUUCUUUAGCACCAUUAAAUUUUUUUACUAAGUAA